Molecule: messenger RNA, 720 nt
Organism: Blastomyces gilchristii SLH14081
Lineage: Eukaryota; Fungi; Ascomycota; Eurotiomycetes; Onygenales; Ajellomycetaceae
Exons: 2
Coding region: 383-718 (111 amino acids)
Source: RefSeq, a predicted model, not a curated record
CUUGGCAAGGAACCAGCCACAGCGCGCGCAACGGACCAAUAUUAACCCGUGCCUGGCCUGGGAACAAAUCAACGACCCGUUUCCUUUGAAUUUGCGCUCGGGAACUUACAAUAGUUAAUUGUUUGUUGACAGUCGCGAGCUUGAGGAUUUCCGGCGAGCUGUUUCCGCGCUGGAGAAAAUAUAUCGACUUUCAUUAUUACGCGGGUAUGAGCGAAGUUAAUCGGCGCGCCUAAAUCGAGGUCCUCUGUUUUCUCUGGCGCUCUCAUUUCUUUUCAAGUAGUUUACCAGUUAAGCUCCUAGGUACCCCAACGUGCUGUUGUCAAAUUCCUUGCCAUUUUCUCUUUGAGCUCAAGCGAGCACAAUACUUUCGCCGUAUAACUCGAUGGACAAUCCCUGUGGUGAACCCAAUCAGGAUGCGCCGUCCAGGGAUCCGCGCAAGUCGACCGACCCAUUGACGUUUGAUCCUGUCCGCGCGCUUGAAGAAUUUGCCUCGCAUGUAGCAUCCAUCGCGACUCUCUCUGGAGAGCGAGCAAGACUCAUAAAGCGGUCACAAGCCGAGUCAACUGACCUACGCAAGGCGACUGAUCGUACUUUUCAAUAUCCAUCGGUUGCAAAACGCCUGAAAGCAGGCAAAGAGGAGCUUGAUAAUGAGCUUGCUAGAGUUGAUGAAAAGCUUCAUGUUCAGCGACAAUGCAAGCGGAUCUUAUCAAAGAACUAGCC